AUGAUUACAUUUAUAGCUGCCAAAAAUAGUAUGAUUGAUAAUCUAUGCAGAAAGAAAGCAAGUUUGGUGCCACGGCUAAACAAAUCCCAGGCUAAACAAAUCCCAGGCUAUCAGUUUGGUUAUAGCAAUCGUGAUCAACGAAAAGGUGGCGGCGUUGGUUUCUACAUUAAAACGUCGAUCAAGUUUAAGGAGAGGAAAGACAUUAAUGAACUUGACAAAACAAUAGAGCAUCAGUGGAUUGAAAUUUCUGGUAAAUGCAAAAGAUCUAAUAUCCUUCUUGGUACGGUAUAUCAGCCAAGUAGUAAACCUGCCGAUAAACUAUCAUGGCUAGAAAAAUUUGAUAACUUGUUGUCUCAGAUUGUUGCAAUGAAUGAAGGUUCAAUUAUUAUUACAGGUGACUUCAAUAUAAAUUUAAAUAAAUCGACAGUCGAAAGCCGUCUUUAUCUGGACAUUCUUGAAACGUAUAAUAUGUCACAACAAGUUUCUAAGUCAACAAGAAAGGAUGUUGCUAUGAUUGAUCACAUCAUUUCUGACCAGUCUUUAAAAACCAUUUAUGAGGAUAUUGUUUACUGUGGUGAAAUUAGUGACCAUGACGCACCAUUUUGCAUCUUUAAGAGUAAACCUGCCAAAUACAAUCCGAGGUACAAGUUUGUCCGUGAUGAAAGAAUUAUUGAAGACUUCAGCCGAGUUCCGUUAAGCAUCGUUUAUACCAUGGAAGACAUGUCCGACAAACUAAAUGUGUUAAACACUUUGAUCAUAGAAUGCAUAAAUACACACGCACCUCUUAAACGGGUUAAACUUACUAGGCCACCAGCACCUUGGAUGAAGGAACUUAAAAUAACUGAGCUUCAACGUGAACGGAACCGUCUAAGGAAGGAAGUACGUGGGACUACUAACAACAUACAAUGGAAUCUGCUAAGAGCUAUUCGUAACAAGCUUAAAAAGCAGAUAAGCUUAACUAAAUCAAUUUUUUUGAGAAAACUUAAAAAUAAAAGCACAAAAGAUGUGUGGAAAGUCAUUAACAAAAUCCUCCACCCAAAUCCGAAAAAUGUCAAUGUAAAUCCUGAUGCCGUUAACGAAUUCUUCAAUAGUACUGCUACAAGAACAACCGGAAUAAACAAACACCUUCCAGGGACAACAACUUCUCAGAUGAACAGUUUUACUGAUAAACCUAACUCUUUUCAAUUAACACAUGCUACUUUCCAAGAUGUUAUAAAUGCAAUUAGAUCCUCACGACUUGACUGUUCAACGGGAUUUGAUAAUAUUCCCGCAAGGUAUAUAAAAUAUGUUGCUGACUAUAUCGCCUCGCCGUUAACGCAUAUUAUUAACUGCUGUAUUGAUAAUCCCACCUUUCCAGAGCAAUGGAAAAUUAGUCGUAUUUGUCCGAUCCCUAAAGUAACAAAUCCUUCUAAUCUAGCUGACUACCGUCCAAUAAGUGUCCUACCAGUUCUGUCCAAAGUAUUCGAGAGGAUUAUAUUGAUGCAAAUCACGAACUUCAUCGAAAAAAGCUCAGUCUACUGUUCAACACAAUCUGGAUAG
Molecule: messenger RNA, 1539 nt
Organism: Hydractinia symbiolongicarpus
Lineage: Eukaryota; Metazoa; Cnidaria; Hydrozoa; Anthoathecata; Hydractiniidae
Exons: 2
Coding region: 1-1539 (512 amino acids)
Molecular function (GO): catalytic activity
Source: RefSeq, a predicted model, not a curated record